This is a messenger RNA of Plodia interpunctella (Indianmeal moth), 4455 nucleotides long. RefSeq names its product trophozoite exported protein 1-like. The coding region runs from base 240 to 4313 and encodes 1357 amino acids. The transcript has a single exon. NCBI's taxonomy places the organism in Eukaryota, Metazoa, Arthropoda, Insecta, Lepidoptera, Pyralidae. The record is from RefSeq and is a predicted model, not a curated record.
UAAACGGGUACUAAAUUCGCGGUGUUUAAACGCUGUUUUUAAAUAUGCAUUGAUAUUAAAUUUUAGUUUAUAUGGCUAAUUAUGUAAAAGUAUAGUGCCUAAUUAUGUAGUAAAAACUUAAAAGGCAUAUUGUAAGAAAUGAAAAAUCGCAAGUAUUAUGUUCUCAACUCAACGCAGUUGAGAAUGAUGCUUUAGGCAUUAUAACACUGCAGUUUGGUAUUUCGAAGAAAUAAAUUAGGAUGGUUGUUGUGUAUUACUGUGACGCAAGUACGUCUGUGUCACCAUUUCGGAAAAAAAGGCAUGUGACGCAAAUAUAUCGUUGUAACGCUUCUUGUUACUAUGGCCGGCAAAAUUUAAAGGAUCCAAGACUUAAGAAGAAAGGAAUUGAUGAAAAUUUAAGAUGUGAAGAUAUAUGUCAUUAUUUGUCACAAUGUAAAGACGAGAAAAUCAAAUCUGAAAAUAUAUUUUCUAUAUUUAAAUAUAGAAAAAAAUGUGAUCCAAAAAAAUCUGCAAAGCCUACAAAAAUUUAUAGAGAAAAUCAUUCGACUGAACCUCACGAAAAUGGUAUUCCACAUGAAAAUACUGGUAGCAUGAACCAAGGUUAUAUUCACACAAGUGAAAAAAUUUCCACUCCUAAAAAAAUUACUUGUAGGACGAGUGUACCAUCUCCUCCAUGUUAUUUAACUGAAGAUAAUCUUGAUGAACAUGUUAGAAAAUAUAGAGACAUGCCGAAUUUGGAUUAUUAUAUAGAUCCAUAUAGAUCUCGACAAAAUCCCAUAUAUUCAAUUACUUCAAAAUAUAUUGAAAAAAACUUCUCCAAGUGUACCACAGAAAGAAAUAAUAAGUUCAGAAAUAUUUUUAGACGGAAACAGAAACGAAAAUUGAAAAAAAAACGAAACAAAGAUAUAUCCGGCACAAAAAGGGAUCUAAAACAUAAAUCAUCAUUAAAUACAUUAGAUGAGAGAGACAUGUCAAAACAAAGAUAUAAGUGUGGUAGAAAAUGUGGCCAAUAUUCUGUUGAAAAUAACUUCUCCAUGAGUUCCAGAGAAAGAAGUCAUAAGAUCAGAAAUAUUUUUAGAAUGAAACAAAAACGAAAAUUAAAUAAAAAUCAAAACGACGAUACAGCCUAUACAAAUAAUAACAAUAUUGAUAAUACUAUUUUAAAAACAGAAUUAAAACAUAAAUCUUACGACACGACGGAGACAGAGUCAAUAUCAAAACAACGCUACAAGGGUGGUAGAAAUAGUGGCCAAUAUUCUUUUACUUCUAAUAAGCAAAAGGCGCCAAUUUUGAGUAAUUUUCUAAAACGUUUUAAUACAAUUGACAAAAAAGAUCGAACUAAUAUAAAAACAAGAAGAGAUAAAGAAUUUGUUAAUGAAAAAGGAUUAACAUUAACGAUGUCACCUAAACAUCGACAUAAUAAACCAUCUUUAGCUACAAACGAAGAUCAUGAAAUAAAAUAUAGCGAUGAACAAUGGAUUAAGAAAAGUAAAGAAAAGCCGGGAAAAAAUAUAAUAAGAACUUCUGAACAAAUUUCCCCUAAUGCAGAAAUAAAUAAAGAAAUUGAAAAAACUGACGACGAUCCCUUGUCUAGUACAUUGAAACGAGUGAAAAAACCUAAAUCUGGUGUUAAGAAAUGUAGUGUAAUUUCACAAACAGGUGACCCUACAUUGGAUGUAAAAGUACUGAAUGUUGAUGACACCCAUAUGAAGGUGUUAAAUCCAAAACAAGUAAAAAAUCAAUUGAAAACGUUAGGUUACGCAAACAUAGAAGAAUGUAUUUGUGAGCAUCGCAAUAUUUUAGAUGAGUUCCUAAGAAAAAGAAAGGCAUGUAGAGGCGGUAAAUGUAAAAGUACAUGCUUGCGACCGGGUAAAUAUUGCGCAUGUUAUAAUGAUGAUCUCAUUAACGAAAUUCAACUUCAAAAUCAAUAUACAAAUAUUUACAAACAAAAUGGAGGGCAGUGUGACGCAAUUCGACGUAAUGAUGACUGUUCAUGUAAUAAGAUGACUUCUGAGGCAACCAAAAACAGAGGUGACUGCUCAUGUAGCGUAAUGAAAAGUAAUUUAAUGGAAUAUGGCAAAAAGCCUACAUGCAAUAUAGUGGAAGGUCAAACAGUCGACCGAUCAUGUUACCCUACAUUAAACAUAGAUGUAGAUCCAAUCGAUAUGACUGUUAAAAAUGAAAAACAAGUGAAAGAUACAGUAAAAUAUAUGGGCACAUUACAUCCGAAUCCACAAUGUAUUUGUAAAUCUCGUGAAUUAGUUCAAGAUUACUUCAGAAAAAGACUGAUUAGAAGUAGAACACAUAAAUCUCGGAAGAAAUUUGAUAAAAAUAUAAAAAAAACGAAGAUAGAUAAAGGUAUACAAAUUUCAAUUGAAGGCAAUUUACAAAAUCAAUUUAAACCUAAAGACAAUAAUCUAAACUGUAAAUGUGGUGAAAACACUUUAAUUAGAAAAGAUACCCAAGUCUAUAGUAAAUCAGAUAAUUUGUUAUCAAAUAGAAAUACUAUGAGGAAAAGAAGCGAAAAGAAAAAGAAAUCAAACUGGCCGAAAGGUCAAAAAAUUACUACAAAUAAAUCUGAUAACAUUGUUCCUAAGGAAAUGAAAUCAAAUAAAAAAUAUAAUUAUCACAGAGUAGACAUUACAAACCCUGAUACAAUUUCGAAUAAAAGUAAACCUUUUAAACCAAAUGCGAAACCAAGUUCAACAACAAUCACAUUUAAUAAAGCUGAAAAAGAAAAUAAUAUAAAAAGAUUUUUCAAUAAAUUGUUUCCGAAAUGCAUACUAAAUCUAAAUUCGGUUAGUAAAAAUCUUCGUGGGCAAUCUAAUUGCAAAUGCAUUAUACCGAGUGAGUGUCAGUGUUUGGCCAAAAAAAUUAAGAAACAGCCUGAAUUAGUUGCAAAGAAAAAGGGCGUUUCAACCAAUAACAAAGUUGAAACACCAAAAAAGAGACAGGUCGAAUUUGCUCCAGAGAAAACAAAAAAUAAAGUUAAAGCAUCAGACAAGAGACAAAUUGCAGUAGUUCAAAAGAGAAGCAAAUCAUCAACGGAUAACAAAGUUAAACCAUCAAAAAUGAGACAAGUUGAAGUAGUUCAAAAUAAAAGUAAAUCAUCAACACAUAACAAGGUUGAACCAUCAAACAAAAGACAGGUUAAAGUAGUAUCACAGAAAACCAAAUCAACACAUGACAAAGUUGAAUCAUCAAUAUCAACAAAUAAGAAAGUGAAAACAUCAAACAAAAGACAAACAUCAAACAAGAGACAAGCAUCAAACAAGAGACAAGCAUCAAACGAGAGACAAGCAUCAAAAAACAGGAGAUCAGUUAAUAAGAAACAACCUAAAACGUCAGUUAGGGUAAAAAAGAAAAUCGCAAAAAAGGGAACAGCUUAUUUAGUAAAGCAAAAUAAGAAAAACCGUGAGGCAUUAAAAAAGAAAAAGCAUGCUGAAAAGGCUCAAAAAACAAAAAUAAAAUCAUUAGAAAAGCAACAACUUAGGGAUUUAAAAAAAAGGGAAAAACAAAAACAUAAUGAUGAGAAACUUGAAAUGAAAAAAGAAAAAAUGAUGAGUAAAAAACAAUAUAAAGCUGAGAAGAAAUUACAAAAAGAAUUGGAAAAAGAUAGUAAAAAUGCUGCUAAGAAAUGGAGGAAAGACCAAAAGUUAAAACAGAAACAAAUCCAGGAAUUGAUGGAAUCUAGAGGCAAUACCUCUGAAGAAACAUCUCUUAUCGCAGAGGUUUGUAAGAUAUUUGUGUCUAUUACUGGAAGAAGUGCUGUUGGGUUGUUAAAAGCAUCCGGCCGUUUACUUUUCAAACCCAAAACGUCUUAUUAUUACGUAAAAGACCGAGCAAGAGAUCCAAAUGGAACAUUUCUAAAAAUAAAAAAGGCUAUAAGUGAAGAGUAUAGAUUUGCAAAACUAAAAUUGGAUUAUGCUGCUGCAGGAUCUACCAGGUUCAACGUUAUUUCAGAUACGAUCAAUGAUCAUCCUUUUGUCGAAGCAUUUAAGACUGGAAGGGCUAAAGAGGAUAGAGAAGUGCUAAAAAUUAAAAGUAAGGAAAGAAAAUUAAGAAUAGCGCAGAGGAAUAAAGUUAUAUUUAAUUGUCAACACGGUAUUCUCUUAACGUUGAGGAAGCAUCCGUGUUUCUGCUGUUACCAUUUAUUUCCAAAUUUGUAUCCACAAAUCCUCAGCUUGGCAAAGUUCUUUAGAGAUUUUGGACAUGUCUGCUUGUUCACAAUGGCUUUGUGUUGUUGGACGCCCUGUAUUGUUACCAUUGAAUUAGUGAGAGCUCUGUGUUGUUGUAUGUUUUGUACUGGUUAAAUGAAUUUGAAACUAAAAGUCAUGUUAUUUGAUAGGUUUCCCAGUCUGUCCCUACCAAAUAUGAGUUUACAUCAGUUUAGGAACAUAUUGGACGAAAACCAAUCUCUGGCCCUCUUAAAUACAAUAAAUAUAGGCGCAGACG